AUGUUUGUUGUUUUGAUCGUAACUAUUCCAAUCGUGAUUAUUAAAACCAAAACAGCAAAUAUAAUAAAACUAUCAACUGAGAAAACAGAAAUAACAACGCAUGAAUUUAUAACAACAACAGCAGAUAAUCCAACGAUAGAAGUACAAACCAAGCCAAAAUAUGACAAAUGGAAACAACAUGGAAUUACUAUUGUUGGAGGAAAUAGAAUUGGAGAUCAAUUAAAUCAACUCGCUUUUCCUACCGGGGCUUAUAUCGAUGAUAAGAAAGCCAUUUUGAUUGCUGAUUUUCAAAAUCAUCGUAUUGUUGAAUGGAAAUAUAAUUCGAACAGUGGUCAAAUCGUUGCAGGCGGCGGUGGACGAGGACAUAACCAGCAUCAACUUAAUAUGCCAACCGACGUAAUUGUUGAUGAAGAGAAGAAUGCGAUAAUCAUAUGUGAUUCUGGAAACAAUCGAGUAGUACGAUGGUUUCGUGAAAGUACAACAUAUCCAGAAACCAUCAUUGCUAAUAUUCACUGUGACGGUGUGGCAAUAGACAAAAAUGGGUCUAUUUAUGUUUCUGAUCGCACAAAGUCUGAAGUGAAACGAUGGAAAGAACGAGACAUAUCUGGAACACUAGUUGCAGGUGGAAAUGGCAAAGGAAAUCUUCGAAAUCAAUUCAAUAAUCCUGGCAAGAUCUUCGUCGAUGAAGAUUAUUCUGUUUAUGUAUUGGAUGAAGCAAAUCAUCGUGUAAUGAAAUGGAAAAAAGAUGCAAAAGAAGGAAUUGUUGUUGCCGGCGGAAAUGGAAGAGGAUUUGAUCUCAACCAAUUAACUUAUCCCAGUGGACUAGUUGUUGAUAAUUUGGGCCGAAUCAUUAUUGCAGACACUUGGAAUCAUCGGAUUAUACGAUGGUGUGAAGGAGAUACAAACGGUUCAAUUGUUCUUGGUGGAAAUGGCAAUGGAGGAAGUAAACCAAAUGAAUUGUAUUUACCCAAAGGUGUGUUAUUUGAUAUUGAAGGAAAUCUUUACGUUGUUGAUUGUAGUAAUCAUCGAAUUCAAAAAUAUGAACAAUGUAUUGAAUAA
Molecule: messenger RNA, 1059 nt
Organism: Adineta steineri
Lineage: Eukaryota; Metazoa; Rotifera; Eurotatoria; Adinetida; Adinetidae
Source: the annotation of a GenBank genome assembly